AUGUCGCUUCUAUUUAUUUUAAGUUCUUAUUUUGAAAAUUGGGCUUCUAUUAUACCUGUAUUGUUGAUAAUUUACGUAGCAAAUUUCUACUACAACUACUUUACGCGUCCAAAUCCAUUACCAGGACCCAUACCAAUUCCUAUACUCGGAACUGUUCACAUAAUUGGAAUAAAUCCUUACUUAUGGUACAUUAACAAUAUUGAAAAAGCUGGUACAAUUUGGGAAUUCUAUAUUGGUCAUCAACGUCAAUUAGUGGUAAACCACGCAAAACAUCUUGAAAAGAUUUAUAAACCAACACCAAAAUUUUUUGAACGAAUGGAACUUCCUUCACUUGAAAAAUUUGGAGUUUUAAAAGGAUUAAUAUUUAAUAAUAAUUAUAGUGCAUGGCAUAGAAAUAGGAAAUUUGUAGCUCCUGUAUUAGCGUCACCAAAAUUUUUAAGAGGAUUCGUUAUUAGUAUACAAAAAUUAUUUAAAGAGUCUGAGAAUAGAUGGAAACCAGUUAUAAAAAAUGGAAUAGAGUUUGAUUUUAGUGUAUGGAUAAAAUGUUUUACAACAGAUAUUACAAUUCAUCACGUUACAAAACAACCAUCUUAUAGUUUAGCAUCAUUUGAUACAAAUAAUGAAAUUGUUCAAUCAGAGCAAGUUAGAAAAUCAUUAAAUUUUACUAAUGCAGUAAUAGGUUUUAUUACCACAGCAACUUAUUUGCUUUUUAUCCCUUCAUUCGUAAAUAAGUAUAUACCAGGUUUUAGAUCAUUCAAAGAGAAAUGUGAUCGUAGUGUUAAAUAUAUGAAUGAUACUAUAAUUGAUAUUAUCGAAAAAAGAAAAAAAGAACUUGAAGAAGGUGCAGAGAUAGAACCCGAUUUGUUAGAUCACCUAUUAAUAGCUCAUACACCAAGGGAUCCUGACUACAAAGAAUAUGAUCAAAUAGUUCCUAUGAAGGCUUAUGAAAUUAAAGCUAUUUUGUGGGACAUUCUUAUGGCUGGCGUUGAUACGACCGGCAAUACAUUCAGUUUCCUAGUAUAUAAUGUUGCGAAAAAUCCAAAAAUUCUUGCUAAAAUUCAUAAAGAAAUCGAACAAGUUUUUGGAUUAGAUCCAAAUAAUGAAUUUACUCUUGAAAAACUUGAAAAUUGUCGUUACAUUGAAGCAUUGGUUAAAGAAUCAUUACGCCAUAUUACAAUAGCACCUCUCACCUUGAAAGUUUUAGAAGGAGAAGAAAAUGUAGCUGGAUAUAAUUGGCCAAAUGGAACCAGAUUUUGGAUAGACCAUCAAACUAUUUUGAAUAAUCCUGAUUAUUGGAAUGACCCAGAAAUUUUUAAUCCUGAUAGAUUUUUAAGUAAGGAAUAUGGUGGUACUUUUGAAUUUUCGAACAUGCAAAAGAAUGCUUAUAGUCCAUUUGGUGGUGGUAUCAGAAUUUGCCCUGGGAAAUUUAUGGCAAUAAAUGAAAUUAAAGCUUUAACAGUUCUGUUUUAUAGAAAGUAUAACGUAGAAUUAGUUAAAAAUAAUGAAAAGAUAAAAUAUCAAUUUUAUGGGGUAAAUCAGGUUUAUGAUCUACAGGUUAGAAUCAGCUUAAAAGACAUUUCUUCAUUUCCCUAA
This is a messenger RNA of Dentiscutata erythropus, 1593 nucleotides long. Lineage: Eukaryota; Fungi; Glomeromycota; Glomeromycetes; Diversisporales; Gigasporaceae. The record is from the annotation of a GenBank genome assembly.